Messenger RNA from Rotaria sp. Silwood2, 696 nucleotides. The record is from the annotation of a GenBank genome assembly. NCBI's taxonomy places the organism in Eukaryota, Metazoa, Rotifera, Eurotatoria, Philodinida, Philodinidae.
AUGAAAGCUGCUAUUGCUCUUAUCUUCUUCGCUUGUGUUGCUGGUUCAAUGGCUAUUGAUGCUCGUAGUCAAUUCGUUGAUCAACUUGUUCAAGAAGGACAAGCUAUUGCUGGCACUGUUUUGACUCACCUUCAACAACAAAUCCUCGGCUUAGUUCAACAAGCUUUUGGUCAACUCUCAUCUCUUGUUUCUUCAUUUGGUCGAUUUGACUUAGGCUUCGAUGUCAACUCAAUCAUUAACCAAUUUAAACCUAUGUUAGCUGGAUUUGUCAACCAAGCUCUUGUUUCAGUUCUUGGUAGUCUUCAAGGUCUUCUUGGUCGUGCCUCAUUUGAUUUUGGUGCUAUCUUUGACUCACUCCUCCAACAAGUUCUUCCAGCCAUCCAAGGAAUUGGUCAACAUGUCCUCAAUCAAGGUUUAUCUGCUGUUCUUGGUAGUCUUGGUAGCUUAGGUGGACGUGGUUUCAGUGAUAUCCUUAGUGCUCUUCAAGCCCAAAUUAGCAAUGCUGUCACAAUUGCUCAAAGUGCUCUCACUGGUGCUGUUAGCAACAUUGCCAGUCUUGGUUCAAACCUUCUUGAUGCCUCAAAACCACAUUGGGAACAACUUCAAGAACAACUUGUUGGUCAUGGUCUCAAUGUUCUUGGUUCACUCUCAGAAACCAUCAACAACCUUCAUGGUUCAAUCACCGGUGGUCGUUAA